AACUUGAUCCAUUUUAGAAUAAGGCUGUAGGUAACAAAAUGUGGAAAAAGUCAAGGGGUCUGAAUACUUUCAGAAUGCACUGUAUAUCAAUAUUCGAAAGUUGAUAUGAUGAAUAUUGAUAUUAUUAGCUAUAAAGUUACCUCAUGAAUGGCUACUUUGUAACCCACUGUCCCAACCAAGUCUCUUGGGUGGAUUCUUCUUCUCCUCACCCCGACACUCCGUAACCUAGCAACGCGGGUGCAAGUGGAUCCAAGAUGUAGACCUCUCCGUGGAACAAAGCUUUGCGGAUUGAAAUGGGGCCGGGUGAAGCAGCAGUGGUGACUGGGAAAAACAUUCUCUGCCCUUCCUUAAUCAGUUCUCAGAAAAUACAUGUUGUAAUAGUUUAAGGUAAAAAGGAAAGAAGCAGUAACCAUGGGAAGAUGCUUGCUUAUUAUUAGCUAGGUUUAUUUGUCAGUUUAAUGAAUGAGUACAUUUCCGAUUAUAAGCAAUUUCAUGCUAGUGCUGUGUUGGACUUAGUUUGGACGAUACAUUUUGUGCAUGGGACCGUAGCCAGCCCCUGUACUUAUGCCGCACAUCUGAUAUCAUGGAUUGUAUAACCUCGGGUCGAGAAUCUAAUGACCAGCAGCCGACCUGUGACCCCGAGGAAGAUGCCAUGGAUGUGGGGAUGCACACCUUCAACCACACCCAUAUGAGAAAGGCAUUUCAGCUGAUGAAUGACAUGAGGAGUAAGAAUAUGCUGUGCGACGUUCUGUUGGUGGCGGGAAAUGUAGAGGUGACAGCACACAAGUUGGUGCUAGCCUCCUGCAGCCCCUACUUCUGUGCCAUGUUCACAGGGGACAUGAGUGAGAGCAAAGCCCAGCAGGUGGAGAUCAGGGAUGUCGAUGGCCAAACACUAAAAAAACUGGUGGACUAUAUCUAUACAGCUAUGAUUGAAGUAACGGAGGACAACGUUCAGGUGCUCCUGCCUGCAGCCAGCCUCCUGCAGCUGAUGGACGUGAGGCAGGUGUGCUGCGAGUUCCUGCAGAGCCAGCUGCACCCCACCAACUGUCUGGGCAUUCGAGCCUUUGCCGACCUCCACACCUGCACCCAGCUCCUCAACCAGUCUCAUGCCUACUCUGAGCAGCAUUUUUCCGAGGUGAUGCUGGGAGAGGAGUUCAUGGGCCUGUCUCUGCAGCAUGUGUGCGGUCUCAUAUCCAGCGACAAACUCACGGUGUCCACAGAGGAGAAGGGAAUAGAGCAGGAGAGUGGAGGAGCAGGUUGGAUGAGAAAGAGCGAGGUAUUUGAGGCCAUUGUUGCAUGGAUAAAGCACGACAAGGAGGCUCGUCUGGAGCACAUGCCAAAGCUGAUGGAGCACGUUCGUCUGCCACUACUGUCCAGAGAUUACCUAGUACAGAUAGUGGAGAAGGAGGCCUUGAUCAAGAACAACAACUCCUGUAAGGAUUUCCUGAUCGAGGCCAUGAAGUACCACCUCCUACCCGCUGACCAGCGCCACCUCAUCAAGACCGACAGGACACGCCCACGCACGCCUAUCAGCCUGCCCAAGGUGAUGAUAGUGGUGGGUGGGCAGGCUCCUAAGGCCAUCCGUAGUGUGGAGUGCUAUGACUUCCAAGAGGACCGCUGGUACCAGGUGGCUGACCUGCCGUCCAGACGCUGUCGAGCAGGUGUGGUGUUUAUGGCAGGGAGGGUGUACGCUGUGGGAGGCUUCAACGGCUCGUUGCGAGUCAGGACGGUGGACAUGUACGACGGGAUGAGAGACCAGUGGACCACAGUUCCCAGCAUGCAAGAGCGGCGCAGCACUCUGGGGGCAGCCGUGCUGGGGGACCUGCUCUACGCUGUGGGGGGCUUCGAUGGGAGCACAGGCCUGUCGUCGGUGGAGGCCUACAGCUAUAAGACCAAUGAGUGGAUGUUUGUUGCUCCCAUGAACACGAGACGCAGUAGUGUCGGAGUGGGAGUGGUGGACGGGAAGCUGUAUGCGGUGGGUGGCUACGACGGGGCGUCACGGCAGUGUCUCAGCACGGUGGAGGAGUACAACCCAGUCAGUAACCAGUGGGGCUACAUGGCUGACAUGAGCACCAGACGCAGCGGGGCAGGUGUUGGGGUGCUAAGUGGGCAGCUGUAUGCAGCAGGGGGUCAUGAUGGGCCCCUGGUGAGGAAGAGUGUGGAGGUGUACGACCCACCUAGUAACACCUGGAGACAGGUGUGUGACAUGAACAUGUGUCGGAGGAACGCUGGUGUGUGUGCUAUAAACGGACUGCUGUAUGUGAUCGGAGGAGACGACGGCUCGUGUAACCUCUCCUCAGUGGAGUAUUACAACCCUGCCACAGACAAGUGGAGCCUCAUCCCCACCAACAUGAGCAACGGCCGAAGCUAUGCAGGUGUAUCCGUUAUAGACAAACCUUUAUGACUAUCAGGCCCCGAUGGCAGCAGGACCCCACAGCCACAGGUAGCAAUCAAAGGGAGCCACACAGACGUCUGAUUUCACAGUCAACUCCAUGGAGUAACACUAGCCUGACGGGUGGCUCAGGAGGGAGGGAAACCCCAGCCCGGACAGUGCUCUGCAGAGCGGAGCUGCUGUCUCAGCCCUGUAACUCUAACUGCAUUCCUUCUAGGCAGAGUGGACCUGAGAGAGACAUUGGCUUCCAUGGUCAAAAUGACCCCAAGACUCAACAAAUCUGCCUGGAUCAGAGUGUCUUAAGACUGGAGGGGGCCUGUUUUCCUGCAGCCUCACAGGGGGCCAUUUAGCUACAUUAGUAUUAGGAGGGCCUCACUCCCCUCAGACUCCUUACAACUGAUCAGAGGGGGAAAUAAACUGGCCUUGUUUUAAGGGAUCGACUAAAUGAGCUAUGACCAAGAAGAAGGUUGUUGAUUGGCCUGGGAAACUAGACUGCGGUCAGUCUGCGGCAUGGGACUGUGACCGUGCAGACACACAUUGCGCUAACACAAGCCUCUCAAACCGACAAUGAGCUCUGGUAGUGUUGUAGUACUUGAGUCUGACUCAAGUCCCGAUUUUCAUAACUUGUGAUUCGGACUUGGACUUGGACUCGCCUUCUGGUGACUUGUAUUUGCACUUGGACUGACUGGAUAGGCUACUAUAAUAAGGAGAAUAUUAGCAGCACUGGGUGAGCAGAGCAUCGAGGGUUCUGUUCUCUAGCAGUGGGAAGGACGCGCCACACACAGCCUACAUCAGCUGGUGAGCUGCGGGGGAGCACGACCGGAAGGCGGGCUACGCCUCCAAUCAUUGGCCGCUACACAUCGCGCAAGCAACUUUCUUGUUUCCCCGUAACCACCAGUCAUCUGCUUACUAUUUAGCUUUGCCUGGUUAAGAAACACAAACUGCUUUAUGAAAUGUAAAACAGUACUAGUGUUGAGUUUAAUAGUAAACAACAGUGUAGCUAUUUGUCUCUCUCUACCCUGAGGAUAGAGAAGUAAGCUGUCUUUGAAUUUGUUGUCUCGCUCUAGCCGCCCACUUUCCCACCUGCAUCCCAUCGCCAGGGAUGUAUUCAUUACGGAAACUGUUUACUGUUUAAGAACCAGGGGUGUAUUCAUUAAGGAAACCAUUUACCGUUUAAGAACCAAACAGAGAAAACGAAACUGGGAGGGAACUACCUGAAUUUGUCCAAUAGAAACUCUUGUUUGCGGUUUCCAUUUGGAGUAAAUGAUUUUGAAAAGUUUUACAACAGAAUUGGUUUAAUGGUUAUACCCCUGGUUCUGACAAGUCUCCCUUUUAGUUUUCAUUCUGCAAUAAAAAACCUACUCAAAUAUCAGUGGGCAGUAGCUGAGAGCCUGACUUACCAUUAAGUUAUGUAGUAAAUAAGUAGUGAAACACAUGUAUAGAGUAGAACUUGUGAGGUAGUGAUGAUUUGUAAGUGAGUUGAGUUAUUUUUCAUGAAGGAGUGGUAUAUACUGCCAUCUGGUGGCAACUAGAAACAAUUGCUUAAUAAGACCUAUUAUAAAUUGAUGGACUAGUGACUUGACUCAUGACUCGAACUUGGACUCGACUCGGACUUCAGCCAUAGGGACUCGUGACUUGACUCGGACUCGAGCACAGGGGACUUGGGACUCGAGGUUUAGUGACUUGACUACUGAUGUAGAAAUGCACUGAUGAUCAGGUCAGUCUUCUGUUCUCUAUUGGAGACCUAUGGACUGCGGCACUAUGGUCACUACCAAGGUGAAACCAACAGGCUUUCACUGUCUGCAGCCUGAGUGGGCCCUCCCUUUUUAAUACCACCUGGACCACUGGUCUGAAGAACUCAGCAGGCAGACUGGAGGACCAACCUGGACCAGCAUUCACCAGGAGCCACAUGCCUCAAGUACAAUUUCCAAUUUUAAAUCGAUAUUGUAUUUUUUUCUCAUAUUGGAAUUGGCUGCAAUGGGGCACCGUGUUAAUGUAGUGUUUUAAAUGCACUGUAAAGACAACUGCAAAGUGAUAACUAACAUGCAGUCAGUCUUGACUUGGCAUAUUCUAUGUACCAUACUGCUCUCAUAAUGUGUCUGGGGGUUUGUUCACAAACCUUGUCUCUCUCUGAAGGAGACGUGCCAAAUUGAUGCAAAAACAAAGUUAGACAAUGAACACCGUGUCCAAGAAUGAAUGGAUUAUCACCUUUUUGUUUUGUAUUAAGCUAAUUUACUGUAAUAUGACCAAAAGACUACUUUACAACUUCUGGAUCAGGUCCAAUGAUUCUGGUUAACAUUAUUUCAAGCUCAGAACAUCUUUUACCAGGGUUGGGUUAAAUUACAUUUCAACUCUCAUUAAUUCAAGAAGCGAACUGAAGUUCAAUUCAUGAAUUAAAAAAUCCUCUUUGAAAAUAUAAUUAAGCCACGAUUAAAUGUUCUCUUUUUGAAUAAUAAUGAAUCUCUUGACUUGAAAUGGAAUUGACCCCUACUGUCUGUUUCUAUGCCUAGCCUAUACUGUCAUUUCUUUCACUGAGAUUCUGGUAUUUUAAAUGAUUCUACAUACUGCACAAUCUGUAGGUUUACUAUGGUUAUGGUUAGCCACCCCAGAGCAAUGUUGAAAUAUGCAGGACAUAGGCAACUUGUAUAAUGUUAAGUAUAUUAAAUAUUUUAUCAAGGUCAGUGAAAUAUUUUCUAAGGUUUAUUGUGGAUAUUAAAUGAUAGUACCACCUUUUGGAAUUCUCUUGAGCAUCAGUCCUCUGUUCAGGGAGUGGUUCCAUUUGGGAACAUGGUUACGGUGAUUCCAUUUGGGAACAUGGUUACGGUGGUUCCAUUUGGGAACAUGGUUACGGUGGUUCCAUUUGGGAACAUGGUUACGCUGGUUCCAUUUGGGAACAUGGUUACGCUGGUUCCAUUUGGGAACAUGGUUACGCUGGUUCCAUUUGGAAACAUGGUUACGCUGGUUCCAUUUGGGAACAUGGUUACGCUGGUUCCAUUUGGAAACAUGGUUACGCUGGUUCCAUUUGGGAACAUGGUUACGGUGGUUCCAUUUGGAAACAUGGUUACGCUGGUUCCAUUUGGGAACAUGGUUACGGUGGUUCCAUUUGGGAACAUGGUUACGCUGGUUCCAUUUGGAAACAUGGUUACGCUGGUUCCAUUUGGAAACAUGGUUACGGUGGUUCCAUUUGGAAACAUGGUUAUGGUGGUUCCAUUUUUCAUGUGAAUUUCUAGAACAUCUGCCUCUCGUCAUAGAACCAAGGUCCCCUCCAAAUCACCAUGAGCAGACUUACUUUACACUUUCAAUGCUACUGAAACUAACCUGGCUUUUUAUUCACUUGGACUAUGCAGCUGACUGUGAGCCACCAUUGUAAGAUGUGGAUUGGUAGGAGAUGUGUGUGUGUGUUCGUGUGUGUGUGGGACUCAGACUGGGAGUGUAUGAGGAUGACAUCUGUAGUUGUCAGUGACUUUAUUAGUGAAUGCCAUCAGCUCAGCAGCCAUGUUUGUGGCUUUGUACAUUACAUUUCAAGCCACUUGUCAUACGGAAUGUAGGGCUACUUUCUGUAUUGGUGGGAAUAGUGAUACACCACGUAUUUCUACUAGCUGUAUCUACAGCAUGUCACUGACAAUCCUAGACUGAGCAGGGUCACAGGGAGAAGAUCUCAAUUGCAUACUUUGCGUCCUCUCUCCUUGUCUCCUUCUCAAAACCCAUUGGAUGAGAAAGCCAGAGGACCCUCCCCUCUGACCUUCUCAUCCAAUAGUAUUUGAGGAGAGAGGACGCAAGGAGUAUGCAAUUGAGAUCUUCCCAGGGUCCCUGUGGAGAGGUGCAGACAGAGGUCAGAGGUGGACCACUCAGGGACCUGCACUGAACCUGCAUAACAACACCAGCCUGGGUUUACAGACCAUGGGUGUCCAAAACCCUGUAUGGCCUUACUGCUUCCAUUCCACCCAACCUGUCCUCAUAUAUCUUCAGCUGCUCGGUUUAUGACCAAUAAAAAUGGCCUUGCAUUUUAA
Messenger RNA from Salmo salar (Atlantic salmon), 6402 nucleotides. Lineage: Eukaryota; Metazoa; Chordata; Actinopteri; Salmoniformes; Salmonidae. The record is from RefSeq and is a predicted model, not a curated record.